Molecule: messenger RNA, 2562 nt
Organism: Besnoitia besnoiti
Lineage: Eukaryota; Apicomplexa; Conoidasida; Eucoccidiorida; Sarcocystidae
Exons: 3
Coding region: 1-2562 (853 amino acids)
Molecular function (GO): protein binding
Source: RefSeq, a predicted model, not a curated record
AUGGACGCCUGCCAGCUGUGCACCGAUGACUUGGAGGCUCGUCGGCGGAGCGAGCAACCUAGAAAAGAAACGCCGAGAGUUAUGGAUACAUUGAAGCAGCGAAGGAUCGUGAACGCCCCCGCCCCUGUGCUUCUCGGCCUUGGCGAAAACGCCGGUGUGUCAGCAGCCAACGGGUCUGAAGAACAAAGUGCCCCGUGCAGAUCGUCUGGAGCUGUUUCACCUCGAUGCGACCGCGCGGAGCGUCUUCCUCGCGUUUCUCACGGGGGAGAAGACGAAUCGAGCAGUCCGCAAAGAAGUCUUUGGCUUAUUUCGGCCAAAGCAAAUGGAGCCGCUGGGCUGCCUAAUGGGCAUCCGAUAGAGUCCUCUAAAGACGAGAAGGAUUCAGACGGUGGACUUCAUUCUGACGGGCAGCUCCAAGACGAUCCUCAUUGUGGAGAGGGAGCCAAGGUGGCCAGAGUGGAAGGCGGUGAUGACGCGGGGGAUGAAAAUUUCGGGGGUAAAAGGGCGCACGUUUGUGAAGGCAACGCGACCUCAGUCGGGGCGCAGGCGGACACGGGAGGGGCCGCACAGCAGGCUUGGGGCAGUUCAGCGACAGCGAGUGCGCCGGCGUCUCGCUUCCCGUCGUCGCGUUCGUCAUUCUCUACGGAAGUUGCCGCUGCUUCGGAGUCGAUGCAUGCUUCUGUGUCGUCGUCUUUCUCAAGCCACCGAGCCGCGGCAGCUCUCGCCCAGAAGGCGCCUGCGAAGGAAGCGGAGUCUCUCUCGCGUGGCAUCCCUUUCUCUUCACCAUCAUCAUCAUCGGCGUCACACGCUAUACAGGACCCACGUUCUUUUUGUGGGGAAGCGUGCUUGGCCUCCCGCGGGGUAGAACUGCCUCACGCCGAAGAAGCAGCAGGGGUGAUGGCGUCGUCGUCCUCAGGGGAGGACGACGCGGGAGAGCGAAGACGGCAGAGGCGACGCGGAUCUCGAGAUCUGAUUGCGGAGUCGGGAGGUAAACGUUCCGCACUGUUGAAGGCCAUCCGCGAGCGGGAGACCCGAUCCGCAGGCUCUCGAGCACUCUCAGCGUUCGAUAGACUCCUGCUGUCUAUGACAGGGGUCGAUGGAGAGAACCAAGCGGCUGAACCACCUCCAAAGACAACAGCAGAGCUCGUUGCCCACCAGCGAGAAGUCCAUCGAAGCUCCGCAUAUUCACUUCGUCAUUUCUUUUCGCCGAGUGGGCCAGUGUUCCUGCAGUCGUCGUCAUCGUCGAGCUCAUCUCGACAGCUUCGUGGCGACUUCUUUAACACCUACCCGCCGGAAUGUGUGCAGGCCAUUUUCCACUUCCUGCCUGUCGAGGAUAUUCUUCGGAUGCAGGUCGUUAGUUCGGCGUUCUUUUCAGCGAUUCGUGACGAAAGCGGCGCCUUCGUCCACGUCCGAUCGCUUGUCAUCGACGCCAAGUGGGCAGUGCUAGAUAUCCACGAAAGACAGCAGAUGCUCCUGCAGAUGACGCGCCUGCAGCAUUUGGAGGUGCAACCUGAAGCUUUUUCAGGCGGCUCGAUCUCUAUUCAGGAGAUAGCGGCUCUAGUAUAUAGGAACGCGCGAGCCCUUCGGACGCUUCGCCUCCUCUCGCCGGAGAAUCCACUAUAUGACGAGACGCCGUUGCAUUCCCCGUUUGCUUUCAAACCGGGACGCUUCCCUCGUCUGCGUCUUCUGGCGCUUAUCGGGUCUCAGGCUUUUGAAUGGGGCCACAUCUUGAGCAACUGCCACUUUCCGGCUGUCGAACGAUUCGAGAUCUCGUACUUUCCUCUUCCAAGCAAUCACUGGUCCUGGCAGGUUCUCCCCGACUUCACAGCCUUAGGUAUCGAUGGGCUGCGUCGCCUUAUCCACAAAAUGGAGCUUCUGGAGCGACUGACAAUUGGGCUCGAAGUUCGAUUUGAGGACGAGAACAGGAGGCAACCGUUCGAGGAGGAUCCUGUUGUGCCACCCUUCGACCAUCAGGCACAUGCUAUCGCAGCUAACAACGCCGCAGUUUUGGAGGGAGAAGGGCGCGCCUGGGAGACGGAAGGGACCAGGGCUGUCAGAAGAACUCCGCCUGCCGUCGUCAGUGAGGCGUCGGGGAGUGGAGGCUUCGGGGCAGACCAGGCUGCCGCAGAGAACUCACGCGGCGUAGGAAGCUUGACAGACGUGGGCGGGAACGAGAGCCCAGAUCACGGGAGCAGAGGAGGGCGUGGGACGCCCGCGGCCGGAGCUGUUGGCGCAACGGCUGCUCGGGCAUGGGAAGCCCGUGUAGAUCAAGGCGGUGAACUCGACGGGGUGGAACCGGUCGGCGGCAGGGGCCAACUGCUAAGCUGGAGAGGCAAGAUAAGCGAAGCGGACUUUGCGGAUCUGUGUGCCGUCGCGUAUGUCCGGGCAGGGGCAGCAGGCAAUUUAAAAAGAAUCAUCGUCAAGCACAGGAGCAAGACGGGUGAAGAAACGACGAAUCAGGCCACGGUCGGCUCCGUGACUGAAUUUCUGCAUGAUGCAGCUUCCUUUUGCUACCGCUAUGUCUCCGAUGUCUUCACGGGGUUUCAGCCAUCGAACAACUGA